Messenger RNA from Stomoxys calcitrans (stable fly), 642 nucleotides. Its product is annotated as homeobox protein HMX3. NCBI's taxonomy places the organism in Eukaryota, Metazoa, Arthropoda, Insecta, Diptera, Muscidae. Gene Ontology annotation, molecular function: DNA binding; DNA-binding transcription factor activity, RNA polymerase II-specific. Gene Ontology annotation, biological process: regulation of DNA-templated transcription. The record is from RefSeq and is a predicted model, not a curated record. Bases 1 to 642 code for a protein of 213 amino acids. The transcript is spliced from 2 exons.
AUGUAUUUUCCAAGAUCAACGACCCAUAUUGCAAACUGCCUAACCUAUCAUAGUGAUUUGAACACGGCACCUAAUAUUUAUUCGAAUUGGUUGGGAUGGCACACAGCUUCUAACCUAGUAGCGCCUUUUAAUUGUAACCACCAGUUGGUUGGACUGCAAGCAAAACGAUUCAGAAAGCAAGGAAUAGAACGAAAGCCUAGACAAGCAUAUAGCGCUAAGCAGCUGGAACGACUGGAAAGUGAAUUUAAAGAAGACAAAUAUCUUAGUGUUAGCAAACGUGUGGAACUUUCAAAAUCAUUAAACCUCACAGAAGUUCAAGUCAAAACUUGGUUCCAAAACAGACGAACUAAAUGGAAAAAACAACUAACGUCCCGCCUUAAAAUAGCUCAUCGACAAAACAUUUACGAAAAUUCUGUUUACCUGAAAACGGCAGCGGCGGCACCUAAUUUUCUACCCACACCAUCCACCCAAGCAAUAUCACCAUUUCUUCCUCCGUAUUAUGUCUCCGCACUCUGCCUUAACAAUCAUCCCUGCAAUUUAUCUGUAAAUACAAGAAAAGAGAUGACCCCACCACAGUGUGUUUUAUCACAAAGCUUAAAUAAGACAUCUCCUAGUAUACAUCAUUAUUCCAAUAUGCUGUAG